Messenger RNA from Pristis pectinata (smalltooth sawfish), 1219 nucleotides. It is a transcript of the gene tmem71, whose product is annotated as transmembrane protein 71. The record is from RefSeq and is a predicted model, not a curated record. The transcript has 11 exons. The coding region runs from base 1 to 1056 and encodes 351 amino acids. NCBI's taxonomy places the organism in Eukaryota, Metazoa, Chordata, Chondrichthyes, Rhinopristiformes, Pristidae.
AUGACACGGAUUUGCAGCCGCCGUCCCGGGGCUAAUGCAGGAAACCACAUUCAGCAGGCAGCCGUUCCUGUGCAGGCACUGCGUGCGGCAGUAGAACGGCGGAGGGAGGAGAGGUGGACUGCUAAGGGUGUGAAGACCAGUUGGACAGCAGAAAUGUAUCCAGGAUCACAUUAUUUGUCAACCUCAUUACAUGCUGCACAGGUAUUUCCAGAAGAAGUUCAGAAAGAGGAGUCUCCUAAAAGGGUCCUUCAAAGCAUUUCAUUGAUGACCAGCGACAGGUUUUGUUCACCUUGUCAUCUAAAUCCUCUGGGUGGCUCCCCCUGCAUGUGCCGUCGGAGCCCGCGCCUGUUGACGAAUGGUUAUUAUGAUAUGAGUGAAGAGAGCUUCAUGGAUGAAGGAGGGAAUCUCACCCUAACACCAUUCAAAAUAAACAUCAGCUACAAGGAAAAUCUUGUGCGAAUUUUCCGACGGAGAAGAAAGGCUCGUCGAUCCUUUGCAAGUCUUUUUUCCAUAGAUUCGCCCAGUUCAUGGUUGAACAGCAGUCUUUUCAGUGGCCCUGACUGUCCUCUUGCAGAAUCUUCAUGGAUUGGUGAGGGAAGUGACUUUGACACCAGCUUCAGCAAUAAGCAGGGACAAGGCACUGUGGAUUUGUCCUCUACCGAUGAAUCUUGGUUAUUAGAAGAAACUCAGCCCCUAAUUAAUGCUGAAGCUUUCUCCACUGAAGGUCUAUUGGUAGAUGGAUCACAAGACUUCUUGGAUCUUCCUUCUCGUUCCCAGUUACAUCCUGCAAAGUGCUGCUUCAAUUACAUGCCAAAAAGCCCAGAUUCAAUGACUAUCAAGAAUUUCUUUUCCCACCUGAUCAUUUUGGCCCUCUCCAUAGGUGUUGCUGUAUUCACAAGGUCCUUCCUUGGAGGAGUGAUUGCUGCAUUAAUCAUCACCAUGCUGCUGUUUACAGCUGUGCUGACUACAGCAAAAUCAGCAUAUCCCUGCUUUAUUAAAUCGCAAACGGUCUUGCAUCAAACACAAGCUGAGGAAAUCACAUCUAACAAAGGCUGAAAUGAGUGGACAAGCAUUCAGGUUUUAAGGAUCCAGGAACUGAGUUAAUGGACAUCCGAGAAUAUGCAAAACCUCCAGGAUUUUAUGUCUGGUGCUUUCAGAAUAUUUUCACAAAAAUAACAGAUAAGAAUGUAUGUACUUGUGUUUGAUAGAUCAACUUUUG